AUGACUUCACUGAAUUCGAUUUAUCGCUCCUUGSUUGUUCUAUUCACCGUAGAGAUAAAACAUGACGAAGAGUUGCUCGAGGAUAUUAGAGAUGACACAUAUACGAAUUUAUUACCUGACAAAGAUUUACCAAAAUUUGGUGAGCCAUUACAGAAUGUCACGGUACCAGUGGGACGAGAGGCGGUGUUGCAAUGUGUUGUUGAUAAUCUGCAAACCUAUAAAAUUGCGUGGCUGCGCGUCGACACACAAACAAUACUGACGAUACAAAAUCACGUUAUAACGAAAAACAACAGAAUGAGCAUAACCCAUGCUGAUAAACGUGCUUGGAUAUUAAGAAUACGUGAYGUCAAGGAAGCGGACAAAGGCUGGUAUAUGUGCCAGGUCAAUACGGAUCCGAUGAAAAGUCAAGUUGGUUACCUGGAUGUUGUGGUUCCACCCGAUAUCCUCGAUUAUCCCACCAGCACGGAUAUGGUGAUACGAGAGGGCGCUAACGUAACGCUGAAAUGUGCAGCAGUUGGCUCACCAACACCGACAAUAACGUGGCGCCGUGAAGGUGGCGAGCCCAUACCGCUGCCUAACAAUACCGAAGUCAUGGCCUACAAUGGCUCCUACCUGACGAUCACUAAAGUACAACGCCUUAAUAUGGGUGCAUAUUUAUGCAUCGCCUCGAAUGGCAUUCCGCCAACGGUCAGCAAGCGCGUAAUGUUGAUUGUGCACUGUGAGCACUUCGCAUCCGAAACUUUUGAAAGUGGCUACAAAAUAACUAUGCGAUUAACCAUAAAGGAUGUUGACGCAUCAGAUUUCGGUUCUUACCGUUGUGUGGCGAAGAAUUCUCUUGGUGAUACGGAUGGCACAAUUAAACUCUAUCAUAUGCCGCAAACAACGACAGUAACCAUAUUAGCACCGACGGUGGCUCUAAACACCGUGCCAGUACUGGUUACGAAAUACAUCAACAAAGAUCAACGUUUCAAUAAAAAAAUUCACCGCACAAAAUCAAAUCUUGCAGAGUCGUCAACAGCCUUGAACAAUGUUUAUAUUGGCGCCACAUCGAGCUUAUGGAAUUCAGAAGAUCACGGCUCAGGGAGAGAACAUAAUCAGU
Molecule: messenger RNA, 1099 nt
Organism: Bactrocera latifrons
Lineage: Eukaryota; Metazoa; Arthropoda; Insecta; Diptera; Tephritidae
Product: protein CEPU-1-like
Exons: 8
Cellular component (GO): neuron projection
Source: RefSeq, a predicted model, not a curated record